AUGCAGGAGUCGCAGAACGGCCGUGACUUCAUCCGACCGAUGGAGACCCGCGAUCGCGCGGCGGUCGAACAGCUCGUCGGGCAGGGGUAUCUGGAGGACCUGGCGAUCGCGAACAAGAAAUUCUACCGCUCGCCGAUGUUGAUUCUCAGCAUCAUUAUCCUGGGCUUUGCGAUCAAUCAUGUCAUGGGCAUCCACACGGUUCCCAUCACCAGCACUCUUGGCUAUGCGCAGUACUGUAUCGGGCCGUGCAUUGUCCUUCUCCCUACAUUGGCUGCCAUCGAUUGGCUGCAGAAGCCGAGUUUCAUCACGAAGCUCAAGGCGGCGGUCGCUGGAUGGAACAAGGGAUUCGUUGAGGAAUACUACGCACCCGAUGUCAACGCGAUGUCUGGCGCCUGGGUCUUUGAGCACAAGGACACCAUCGCCGGCGUCGUCCUUCUCGACGCACGCAACGCCGGACAAGAAAUCUCCAAGCUGGUUCCCUCGGCCCCCGCUUCUGCCUCUGCCUCGUCGGGUGAGGCAUCGUGGAUGCAGGAGGGGUGGAUGGAGGGUCUGCGUCAGCGCGCCAAGGCUCAGCCGCUCUCCGACUACGAGGCACCCAAGACCGCCGAGAUCCGGCACCUUAAUGUGCUCGCGCCGUACCGCAAGCAUGGCGUGGCGACCGAGCUCCUCGGCGCGGCGCUGGACAUGGCCUUCGGCCUCGCGCCGGGCGACAACGAGGCGCACGACACCGGGAAGCAGGCGACUGUGGCACGCGUGAUCGCCAUGGCGUCACCGUUCACGCCAGGCGGCGAUGCGCUCUGGGAGAAGAUGGGCUUUGUCGCCGUGCCCCCGCCGAUGCUUCGCCAGGAGCUGUGGCGAGAGGACGAGGCUGUGGGCCUCAACUUUUGGCAGGGCCACUGGGUGAUGGUUGACCGUGAGGCAUGGCUCAAAGCCCGCGAGGGCCUGUACUCGCGCUUCGCGCCGAAAGCUGGGAUGGAGUUUGGGGAGGGGCGCGAUGUCGCGCCGGAUGGAAGCCUGAUUGAGAAGAAAAAGGAUCAGUAG
This is a messenger RNA of Cutaneotrichosporon oleaginosum, 1041 nucleotides long. RefSeq lists its product as uncharacterized. NCBI's taxonomy places the organism in Eukaryota, Fungi, Basidiomycota, Tremellomycetes, Trichosporonales, Trichosporonaceae. Gene Ontology annotation, molecular function: N-acetyltransferase activity. The record is from RefSeq and is a predicted model, not a curated record.